Messenger RNA from Botrytis sinoallii, 576 nucleotides. RefSeq lists its product as uncharacterized. Bases 1 to 576 code for a protein of 191 amino acids. The transcript is spliced from 4 exons. Gene Ontology annotation, molecular function: oxidoreductase activity, acting on the CH-OH group of donors, NAD or NADP as acceptor. The record is from RefSeq and is a predicted model, not a curated record. NCBI's taxonomy places the organism in Eukaryota, Fungi, Ascomycota, Leotiomycetes, Helotiales, Sclerotiniaceae.
AUGGCUCCAACAAUCGUUCUUAUUAGUGGUGCUAACAGAGGUUUAGAAAAAGGUCUCCUAGCCCAAUAUAUGAGCAAACCCGAUCACAUCGUCAUUGCUGCUAAUCGGGACCCUUCGCAUCCAACGUCGAAAGCUCUCUCAGAGCUGCCUACUGGUGCUAAUUCCAAGCUCGACCUCGUCAUCGCUAACGCUGGUGUAUCUUACGCGUGGCCCUCUAUUGUCGAUCUAAAGAUUGAAGAUCUAGAAGGCCAUUUCAUUCCAAGUGUUUAUAGAGCUGUGAGAUUGUAUCAGGCGACUUUGUCAUUGUUAUUGAAGAGUGAGAAUCCAAAAUAUGUUACUAUUGGGAGUACGGCGGGAACGAUCACUCGUCGAGGCCCGUUGAACGCCUUCGUUCUUGAUCCCGGCUGGUACCAAACAGAGCUCGGUAAUUCCGGAGCCGUCUAUUUUGGAAUGGAUCAAGCAGCCGUUUCAGUUGAAGAUUCAUGUGCCCUAAUGGUGCCGCUUAUUACGAAGAGUACGAAGGAGAGUCACGGGGGGAAAUUUUGGAGUUAUAAGGGGGGUCAGUUGGAGUGGUAA